This is a messenger RNA of Ornithorhynchus anatinus (platypus), 8011 nucleotides long. RefSeq names its product transcriptional regulating factor 1 (gene TRERF1). Gene Ontology annotation, cellular component: histone deacetylase complex; transcription regulator complex. The transcript has 18 exons. Lineage: Eukaryota; Metazoa; Chordata; Mammalia; Monotremata; Ornithorhynchidae. Bases 1055 to 4651 code for a protein of 1198 amino acids. Gene Ontology annotation, biological process: negative regulation of DNA-templated transcription; regulation of transcription by RNA polymerase II. Gene Ontology annotation, molecular function: transcription corepressor activity. The record is from RefSeq and is a predicted model, not a curated record.
AGGGGAGGGGUGCAUGCAUAUGGGAGCGAGGUGGGGGAGUGAAUUUCCUGCGGGGAGCCUGUAUGCAUAUGGAGAGUAGAUUUCCUGAAGAGAGGGUGGAGGCGUAUGUCGAAUUAAGUUUCUCGGAGAGGCGGGGAGGGCGCGGGGGGGAGAGGACUGCAGUUAGAAGCAGAGGUGCGGGCCGAAGGGGUGUGUGCAGUUGCGAGGAAGGGAGAGAGACUAAGUUUGCAGCAGGAAAAGGGGACAUGCAUCUGGGGAGUAUGUUUCUUGGCGGAGCGAUAUUUGUUUACAGGAUGAGGGCUGUAUUGUAAGUGAAUAGCAGAGAGGGAAGGCGGCUUCUGUCAUAAAUUAAUAUUGAAAUUAUUCCAUCAGCGCAGGACUCCCCUCCCCCUCCUCCCCCCAGCCCAGACAGGUCUCCCGCUCGGAUUGCUUAUGCACUUGUAGCAGAACCAGCUAAGACGCUGGCUCCAGAGGAUAUGCUGAAAAGCCAACCUGCAUUAUACAGUAACAGUUGGCAACAGACUUGACUCCCUUUCAAAUAACAACCAGUAUGAAGAGAGCCGGAGAAAUAAGCAGAACCAGUUGGCCUCGUCACCCGCUGCCCGUAUCCCUUAAGCUCUAAACACUGACCUUGGGAAUGCCAUGCUUCUGAGCAUCCACAGUCCUUGAGCCAAGCAUGUCUCACUCCCAGAUUUUGGUACUCUGAGAGAAAAGAUCAUCCAGAAGAUCAAACGUGGAGGAAGGGAGCACCCUUCCAGAGAAAAGGUGCUCAGUGAGUCUGCUUGGUCAUUUUGCUGGAGGUUUGGCCUGGGGCCCGUUCGAAGAUGUGAAGCAGCCUCAGCUUGAGGUCAGGCCCCCUCCCCUCAACCUCCGUGCACCCCCAGUCCCCUCCCCCCGACCAACCUUCGGCCAGCUGGAGUCGCUGGGUCCCAUGAUGCGUAUUGAACAUGUGGGCUGUUGAGUGAGGUGAGCAGCCUCUCUCUCAGGCCAUCUCAGGGCUUAAACCACUUUAUAUGGUUUCUGUGCCUCUCAGCUUGGGACCAAGGUGUAAACCAUGGGGGACCAGCAGCAACUGUACAAAGCCAACCACACGGCCAACAGCAACGAGAACUUGUACUACCAGCCGCCGCCGCUGAAUCCCCUCUCCGCUCUGGGAGGCAGCUUAAACCACAACUAUGGGACGUCAGGGAUGGAUGCCUCCCAGGCCUCUCCCCUCUCCCCUCAUUUUCCCCAGGACUCAAGGGACAACAUGGCCCUGGGGGCCAAGAACCUCGGCUCGGUGGACGCUUCCAGACAGACGGGCUGGACUCACGUCGGGGCGGGCAACCAUGUCCCGGCACGGAACAGCCUCCCUAACCAGAACGUCCUGUGGAGCCCCGGAGGCCAGCCCGACGCCGGCGAGGGCUACCAGUACUCCUACUCCCAAGCCAACGAGAUCCGCUCGCAGAAAAUCACCAGCGGAGUCCUGCACAAGCUGGACUCCUUCACCCAGGUGUUCGCCAACCAGAACCUGAGGAUUCAGGUCAACAACAUGGCCCAGGUCUUGCACACGCAGACUUCGGUGAUGGACGGAGUCAGCGACAGCGCCCUCCGCCAGCUGCUGUCCCAGAAGCCUGCGGAGGCCCAGGCAGCCCCUCCGGGCCUGCCGAGGUACCAGCCAGCAGCCCAGCCGGUCCACCUGGGGUUCGCCGGCAGUCAGCAGAAGCACCCGGCGCCGGCGGGGCCUCAUUCCCAGCCGCACGUGUACUAUGACUACCAGCAGCACCUGGCCCAGAUGCAGGUGCAGUCAGUCCUGCAGCCUGGCCAACAGCAGCAGAUGCAGUCGCAGCAGAUGCUCCCGCAGCAGAUGCAGCAGGCUCAGUACUAUAUACAGCAGCAGCAGCAGCCGCCGGGGCAGCAGCGCAUGUCCAUGCAGGACAUGCAGCAGCAGCAAGCCAGGCAGCAGCAGCAGCCGCCGCCACGACAGUGCCCGCUACAGUUACCUCAGUAUUAUCAAACGCAACCCAUUAUGCAGCAGCAGCAGCAACAGCAGCCACAACCAAUGCCUCUCCAACCUCCGUCCUAUCACAGGGAUCCCAGCCAAAAGACUGUGCACGAAACCCACCCGUUCCCCCAGGACCAGACCCACUCCGUCCAGCUGAUCCAGCUGGGAGCCAUGCCUCAGUAUUUCUAUCAGGACCCUCAGCAGCAGCAGUACAGUCGGCAUUUGUAUCAGCAGAGCCUCCUGCAACAGCAGCAGCAACAACCCCCAGACGAGGCCCAGCAGAAGCAAUACCACAGCGAUGGCAGGACUCAAGCUGGGAUCAACUCGCACCUGGGUAUCGGACCCUCCGAGUCGAUGGAGGACCACAUGGGCCAGGAGCUGAUCCCGGUCGGGACCACCAUUCCCCAGAGACCCCUCCUGGCACAGUCCGGUGUCCAUCUAAGUAGCAAAGGGGCUCAGCAGCAGUCCCCAUCCGCCUUGUGGCCCCAGCAGAUGCACUUCCCGGAUGGCCGAACUCAACCCAUCUCCCCUGAGCCAAGCGGACAGUCUAAGGGAUUGUUUUUAGAAAGGCCCGACGCAAAGAACAGGUUAACGUGUUCAAUCUGCUUCAAGGAGUUCAAGAGUCUGCCUGCCCUGAACGGCCACAUGCGGUCUCACGGAGGGAUGAGAGCCUCGCCCGGCUUCCGACAGGAGGAAGGAGAGAAGGCCCCGCCACAGCCGCCGCCGCCUCCACCACCACCCCAGCAACCCCCCAAAGAGGUGGAAAGCCUCACUCCCAUCGUCAUGCCUGUGUCUGUCCCUGUCAAGCUUCUCUCGCCCGAGCCCAGCCCGCAGGUCACCGCCAACAAUGCUGCCACGGCCCCCAGCAGAGACAAGCCGGCCGGCUCAGUGUCGGAUGACGAGAUGCCGGUGCUCGUGAGGAUGACCUACUCCCCGCCCUGCUCUCCCAAAGCAGCCAACCCCUGCUCGUCUUCUGAAGUUUCCAGAAAACACCACCCGAGUGUACCCAGAACAGAAGAACAGACGAGGCCCCUGCAGGAUAAGAAAAAGUAUCGCCACCGACCUGAGCCUCUCUUCAUUCCUCCUCCCACCUUCAACCUCAACACUUCCUUCUCAGGCGCCACGUUGUAUCAAAGCCAGCUUCGCUCCCCCCGAAUCCUAGGUGACCACCUCCUCGACAGGACCCACGAGCUACCCCCCUACACUCCCCCGCCUAUGCUGAGUCCCGUCCGUCAGGGAUCCGGCCUCUUCAGCAGUGUCAUUAUCACAACGUCCCAGACUGGCUCCCACCCACAGUUGCCGCUCACUCCUCUCACCCCGACGCCCCGGGUCCUCCUGUGUCGAUCCAACAGUAUUGAUGGAGGAAGUGUGCCGGUCACACCAGGACCUGGAGAACAGACUGUGGACAUAGAACCGCGGAUCAACAUUGGGUCAAGAUUCCAAGCUGAGAUCCCUGAACUCCAGGACUUCACCACCGUGGAUAAAGACCCACACAGAGCAACAUUGGUGUGGAAACCCUGGCCAGAACUGGAAAACAGAGAUGUUCAGCAAAGAGUGGAGAAUCUCUUAAAUUUGUGUUGCUCCAGUGCCUUGCCAGGUGGAGGGACCAAUUCCGAAUUUGCUUUGCAUUCUCUCUUUGAAGCCAAAGGUGAUAUUAUGGCUGUCGUCGAAAGGCUGCUGCUGAAGAAGCCCGCCAGACUUAAAUGUCAUCCUUUAGCAAACUACCACUAUGCUGGAUCUGACAAAUGGACGUCCUUAGAAAGAAAGCUCUUCAGCAAAGCACUAGCCACUUACAGCAAAGACUUUAUUUUUGUACAAAAGAUGGUGAAGUCUAAGACGGUGGCCCAGUGUGUGGAGUAUUACUACACGUGGAAGAAGAUUAUGCGCUUGGGACGGAAACACCGGACACGCCUGGCAGAAAUCAGGGAUGACUGCUUGACUAGUGGAGAAGAGGAGGAUUUAGAGGAAGAGGAUGACCUGGAAGAAGAUAGAAAAUCAAUAAAAGAUGAGAGUGAGAUGCAGAAAUCUCCCGAGCCACCUCCCAUACCCCUCGUUGCCCCCAUGGAACUGCCUCCACUUCAGAGCCUCGUGCAUCCUUCAGUUUCAUUUAUCUGUGAAAUGCCCAACUGCGGUGCGGUGUUCAGCUCCCGGCAGGCCCUAAAUGGACACGCCCGCAUUCACGGCGGCACCAACCAGGUGACCAAAACUCGCUGUGCCGUUCCUCCCGCCAAGCAGAAAUCAGGGAGUCAGAGUGGGUACUGUUCAGUGAAGAGCUCCCCGGCUCACAGCACAACGAGUGGUGAGACGGAUCCUACCAACAUCUUUCCUUGUAAGGAAUGUGGCAGGGUGUUCUUCAAGAUCAAAAGCCGCAAUGCUCACAUGAAAACUCACAGGCAACAGGAAGAACAGCAAAGGCAAAAGGCGCAGAAAGCUGCCGUUGCAGCCCAGAUGGCAGCCACCAUUGCCAGGACUACUGGGCCCGUUGGCCAUGGGCUCAUUCCCCUGGAUCACUUGAGUCUAAUUAAACAUGUGGAGGAUGUCGAUAUCCUCGACGAUGAUGUCGUUCAAGAGUUAGGAGGGGUUAUGGGAGAGACUGAAGUCGGGGAAACUGAUCUCCUCCUGGAUGACGAAGAUACAGAUCUACUUCCAGGUGACACUGAAUUGUAAAUAUACAGCUGUCUCAGACAAUGCAGGCUUACUGCGUUACAUCCCUGAUUGAUCAGGAAACCUGGACUGCCAGUUUCUAGUGCAGCAAUUUUACACGCUCUGUUUAAAAAGUGGUCGCUUUCUAUUCAGGUCCAGACAAAAAACGUCUUUUAUCUUUUUUGAUUCAUUUGUGUUUGGGGGAAAUAAUAAAUAAUUGGCACAAGUAUCGUUAAGAGGUGUUUCAUCUGGGUUACGUCUUACAUGGUCUUUCCUGGCAGAUAGCGAAGGAGAACUUCGAGGUCACGUUUUCAUUUUGCUUCCAUGAAAAGACCCUAUGGCUCAGCCUUCAUAAUGGUUCUUUGUCCCAGAGCUUUUCCUGUCCUAGAGUGUGGUUGAUUUUAGGCUUGGACUUGGAUGACACUUAGCCAGGCAAGUGCGGUUUUUCUUUGGAACGCGUGACCUCAUUUCUUAGUUCGCAUCACACAGAGUGUCUUUGCUUGCAAACCCCCCCUUAGUUGGAAAUCCUGGAUUCUCUUUCGGGCUCGAUUGAGCCCUUGUAUUUUUCUUCUUAUCCAUCUUUUGGAAAAUUGACCAAAUGCAAAAAAAAAAAAAAAAGCUUUCACUCUCUCUGGCCUGCAGACAAAACCCAUCAAUCCAGUUGCAGAGGCAAAUGCUGUCUGUUUUCAAGAAUUCAAGGAUGAGGGCUCUGAACAAGGUACCAAUUUACACAUUGGCCCCUUGGCAGAACACUGCUGAUGAUCUUUGAUGUUGCUUGCUUCAAUUCCCAGGAGCAGAUUUCAGAUCCCGUUAAGUGGAUUUAUGGAUUAGACACUAUACAGGUAGAGUCUAACCUCUCUGCAUGCAUCUACGGUGGUUAGUAAACAUAUAAAUAAACCAAGCUUUGGAAUUGCCAGCCCUGAUUUGUAUUGGGGGGGAUUUCUUUCACUGGUACCUGAAGCUAGAGUAGCCGGUUUCCCAAGGGGAAAGUGUGUGUCUGUCCAUGAGUGAGUUUCUUCAAGUAAAGGGGCUGCAUGCAGGAAGUUUACUCCCUUAGCAUUAUUUCUUAAGUGUCAAAGGAGGCUUGAAAUAGGAAAUGGCAUUUUGUUGGGUUGAAGUGGACCCAGGACCAGCUCUAGCAGGAGACCUCUUGUUUCAAGUUUCCACCUUAAAAUGAAUUCCUGUUACUUCCCGUUCAGGUUUGCGCAGUUAGAAAUGAAAGGACACUUCUCACCAUUUUACUUCUUGAUGGGCAGACUUUGAAGACGACCUUGGUUUGUUGGAGUUCAGAUAGUUAAGCUAUUUACUUUUACAGUUCUUAAAACAACGGUGAAUCAUUUUUCUUGGAUAUUUCUGACCCCUGCAAAUUGGAGGCAGUCUAUCUCUGUGGAAUUGGGGUGCUUCUCCUGCUCAAGGGGAUUGUAACCUCAGGCAGGAUUAGAGCAGGAUGCCUGGGUUGGGUGGAUGGGCCGGCAGCACAGAAGCCCUCACGAUUAAUUGUCACCUCACGGCCAAGCAGCACACAAGCAACCUGCAGUGGCAAGCUGAAAAAGUUGGGAAAUGAUAAUAUAGUUCAUUUCGGUUAAUUCACUCGCAAGAAAUGUUUUUCAAGUCGUCUUUCCUCUCCCCUUCCAGCCCCACUUGCUUUUGAAAAAUGAAAGAGUAUAAAGUCGAAAUGUCUGUUACUCAAACCAAGGCCAGUUUAGAUGAUCCCCAGAAAGGUGGCUAGCCAAACAAAACUGGACCAAUGCCUGCCCAAACUAUUGUUCUUCAGUUAUCUUAAGGUUAAGAUAUCUGAACAGGGAAUGGUCCGAAUUGGUUUCGAGUACUUGGGGUUGAAUAUCAUUUCCUGACGUUUUUAGAUCGGACUUGUGGGUCACAAACUUUGUCUUUAACCAGAAUUUUGUUCAUUCAGGGCAUUCUGUAUUUGGCAAGGGAAGGAUACCUAACAUUUGAAAAUAGACUAUUCACGUAUUUCUUCAAUUUAGAAAUGUGCCAGGUGCCUCCAUUUUAUGAUUUUUGAGCUGGCUCUCUAAAGUAAAAUAGGCACCGGUGGAAGUUUUCCAUAGAGUAUAUUGUGAUACUGGUACAGACUGUGAUUUGAAGUAGCCAAAGAAUUUCACUUAAAUGAGAGGUUUCAAAUCCCAGAAUUGGUAUUUAAAGAUAAUUUAGACCUAAAGCAUUGACUCCAUAUUAAAAUAUUGCACUUAACUUUCUAUUUUUUUUCUUUCACCGAAGCAGUUCUGCCUUGCAUGUAUGCCGUGUUCUAGUUUUGGAUAUUUUUCUUUUGUUUUCAGAAUUACUUUUCUAAUGUUGGAUGUCCUCCACGAUGGUUGUUUACUUUCAAAUGUUCUCACUAGUGAAAUUAGUCCUCUUUGAAAAGCUUGUAUAUACAAAGUUAUCAAAUAUAUUUUAUGGGAAAACGCAUCCUAUUUUCAAGUUAUAUUUAACUGCUGUUAUAUUUUAUUAGAGGAAAGGUGUAAAUAUUUUUUAGGAGUUCUAUUGUAAAGAAAAGUAUUUUUGAACAGAAUUAAUGUAAUAAAUAUGAGACCUACAUUUUUAAAAGUAGUAGUUGUGAUUGGUUCAUGUUAUACCUUCAUUAUAUUCUGUCUUUAGCCUCAAACCUGCAUGGCUUUUAAUUUCAGGAUGUAAUUUAUUCUGGUUUGCACUGUAGUGAUUUGACUUCAUAAUCUCUAAUGUGUUUGUAUUUUUCCAGAAUGCAGUAUACCUGGUACAUAUCAGAAAGCACUAUGUAUAGCAUAUUCAAAAAGGUUUCUUUUGUUACAAGAAAGUGUUCUAUGUAUAUAAACAAAAGAUCUUAUGUAACAAGUUGGAUAAAAGAGGACAGUGUUUUCUAGUGAAUUUUAUACUCAAGUUUUGCUAAAACUGUUCUUUAACUUGUCAGUUUUUGUUAAGAUAAAAAAAUAUUUUAAAUUAAUAUGGUUUUAAGAGGAUUCAGGUUUUGAAAGUAUAUAUAUCUAUAUGGAUAAACAUUUAUAUGGAACAAGUAUACUUUAUAGAUGUUCUUUUAAAAGUGUUUUCCUUAAUGGGAACUCUGGGAGUUCCAUUUUCCCCAUUGAUAUUAGCAUUUUUAGCACAAGUAUUAUCUUUUUUAAAACGACCGUUGUUUUUUCCGAAAGAGAACAAAGAUAACUGCACCUUGACGGUCAGUAGCCUUCCCGAAAGUUGCAGGAUUUGCAACACUUUUGCACACACAUGUCAGGUAUUAUCAAUCCAAAUAUUCCCUCUGUAGGAUGGUGUCUUUGCUUCAAGGGGUUCACUCAGAUUUUGCCAAUGCAAAUAUCUGCUGUUUUGAAAAAUAAAUUGGUCUUUCCCUAUUUGUCUUUAAUUUAAUUAAAUUUAAUUUUAUGCAUUUAAUGGUGA